Messenger RNA from Fragaria vesca subsp. vesca, 1224 nucleotides. Its product is annotated as protein IQ-DOMAIN 14-like. The record is from RefSeq and is a predicted model, not a curated record. The transcript has 3 exons. Lineage: Eukaryota; Viridiplantae; Streptophyta; Magnoliopsida; Rosales; Rosaceae. Bases 1 to 1224 code for a protein of 407 amino acids. Gene Ontology annotation, molecular function: protein binding.
AUGGGGAGAGCUGCAAGAUGGUUGAAGGGUCUGUUGGGGAUGAAGAAAGAAAAAGACCCUCUUGAGCUUCCAAGUAGUGAUACCAAUACUACCCGGCCUGCUGAUCGGAAAGAUAAGAGAAGGUGGAGUUUCGGCAAGUCAUUGAAAGAUGGAACUCCAAUUAGUCAUGUCCCGGCUAAUCUCCCGCCGAAUAUUUCCCCUGCUGACUCAGCCUGGCUCAGAUCAUAUCUUGCCGAGACAGACAAGGAACAGAACAAGCACGCAAUUGCGGUGGCUGCUGCCACUGCCGCCGCCGCUGACGCCGCUGUGGCUGCUGCACAGGCGGCGGUGGCGGUUGUGAGGCUGACGAGCAAGGGCUCCGGAGGACAGUUGUUUGGAAAGAGAGAGAGAUGGGCGGCCAUGAAGAUUCAGACUGUUUUCAGAGGCUAUUUGGCGAGGAAGGCACACCGAGCUCUCAGAGGACUGGUUAAGUUGCAGGCUCUUGUUAGAGGUUUUCUUGUAAGGAAACGAGCAGCUGCUACUCUUCUUGGUAUGCAAGCUCUUAUUAGAGCACAGACAAGUGUCCGAUACCAGCGAGCACGUCGGUCUUUCAAUAAAGAAAACAGGUUCCUUCCCGAAAGCAGGCCUAGGAAGUCUAUUGAGAGAUUUGAUGAAGCAAGAAGUGAAUUCUACAGCAAGAGGCUUUCUGCAUCUUAUGAACCUUCUCUUAAUAGCUUUGAUGAAAGCCCAAAGAUCGUUGAAAUUGACACCUUCAAAACCAGAUCCAGGUCUCGUCGAUUCAACACCAUCUUAUCUGAAUGUGGCGAAGACAUGCAUUACACCUCUUCCCCUCUGCCAUGUCCAAUUCCAACUCGCAUUUCUGUACCUGAGGGCCAUCAGCUUCAGGAUUAUGAAUGGUAUUUCAAUCCUGAUGAAUGCAAGUACACCACCGCCCAUAGUACUCCGCGUUUAGCCAGCUCUUUUCGGUCUAAUGCACCCAAUACACCUGCCAAGAGUGUUUGUGGAGACAGCUUCUUCCUGCCUUGCUCAAACUGCCCAAACUAUAUGUCAAGCACCAAGUCAUUCAAGGCCAAAUCAAGGUCCCACAGUGCCCCGAAGCAAAGGCCUGAACCCCUGCCUAGGAAGAAGCUUUCCCUUGAUGAAAUAAUGGCAGCAAGAAACAGCGUUAGUGGCAUUCGAAUGCAUCGGCCCUACAACCAAGUCCAAGAAGUCUUGAAUUAUUGA